Molecule: messenger RNA, 801 nt
Organism: Ictalurus punctatus (channel catfish)
Lineage: Eukaryota; Metazoa; Chordata; Actinopteri; Siluriformes; Ictaluridae
Gene: csmd1a
Product: CUB and Sushi multiple domains 1a
Exons: 5
Coding region: 1-801 (266 amino acids)
Source: RefSeq, a predicted model, not a curated record
AUGGGGCGCUUGACCUUUGAGAAUAAACACAGGCUAUUGAGAGUGAACGAGAGCGAUUGUUUCAUUUACACAUGUGGCGGGACGUUAAAAGGAAAAAACGGGACCAUAGAAAGUCCCGGAUAUCCACACGGAUACCCAAACGGAGCGAACUGCACGUGGGUUAUAGUGGCUGAGGAAAGGAAUAGAAUUCACAUAGUUUUUCAAUCCUUCGCCGUGGAGGAGGAGUACGACUUUUUAUCUUUAUACGACGGGCAUCCUCACCCCGCCAACUUCAGAACGAGGUUAACAGGAUUUCAGGUUCCCGCUCCAGUCACAAGCACAGGCUCCGUUUUCUCCCUGCGUCUCACCAGCGACUUCGCCGUGAGCGCCCACGGCUUUAAAAUCUAUUACGAAGAGCUCCAGAGCAGCUCCUGUGGAAACCCAGGCGUUCCUGCCAAAGGGAUUCUGAACGGCACACGGUUUAACGUGGGUGACAGGAUCCAGUACCGCUGUGUGCCCGGGUACACACUGGAUGGUCAUGCUCAGCUCACUUGCGUCACCAGCACAUCCAACGUGGCUGCGUGGGACUUCCCCGUACCCAUCUGCAGAGCGGAGGACACGUGCGGAGGAACCUUCCGGAGUUCCAGCGGCGUGAUUUCCAGCUCGGACUUCAAGAACGACUACAAGAACAGCGGAGAGUGUACGUGGACCAUCGUGGCUGACCCUGGAGACACCAUUUCGCUCGUCUUCACCGACUUCCAAAUGGACAACAAGUUCGACUACUUGGAGGUGGAAGGAUCAGAGCCGCCGUCGAUAUGGUGA